Molecule: messenger RNA, 3087 nt
Organism: Penicillium waksmanii
Lineage: Eukaryota; Fungi; Ascomycota; Eurotiomycetes; Eurotiales; Aspergillaceae
Product: Ran GTPase-binding protein LOS1
Exons: 3
Coding region: 1-3087 (1028 amino acids)
Biological process (GO): tRNA re-export from nucleus
Cellular component (GO): nuclear matrix; nuclear pore; cytoplasm
Molecular function (GO): small GTPase binding; tRNA binding
Source: RefSeq, a predicted model, not a curated record
AUGGAAGAACAGGUAGCAAAUGCCAUUGAGAUCGCCUGGAACCCCCUCUCCGACCAAGCCCUGAAGGCGCAAGCUUUCGACUAUCUCAACCAACUCCGCUCCGAUCCCUCCGGGUGGCAGGUCUGCCUCAGCCUCUUCAUCAAAAAUCCCCCACAGCCCGAGAUCGUACGACAUACGAGCUUAGAAGUUGUCAACAGCGCCGCUCAAGCUGGCAUCAUCGACUUGGCCUCACUGGUCGUCGUCAAGGAUGGACUCCUAUCAUACUUGAGACAGGUGUACGGGCCUGAAGGCACCGCCGCCCCGGACGCACCCUACAUCCAGAACAAAAUUGCGCAGACCAUCACUUUCCUCUUUUCAGCACUCUACGCCAAUGGCUGGGAAUCCUGCUUCGACGAUCUUCUCAGCCUCACCUACAAGUCCUCUGCCAGCUCGGCUCGCGAUAACCCGCUCGGAAUUAUUUUUUACCUCCGUGUGGUGAACUCGAUCCACGAGGAGAUUGGCGAUGUGCUCGUCUCGCGCUCUCGAGGAGAACAGGAUAAGGCGAAUAGUUUGAAGGAUCUGAUUCGAGAGCGGGAUAUGCAGAAAAUUGCCAGCUCCUGGCAAGAGAUUCUGUCCGUGUGGCAGGAUGGCGAAGACGUGAUCGUUGAGAUGUGCCUCAAGGCCGUCGGAAGCUGGGUGAGCUGGAUCGACAUCAGCCUUGUUGUGAAUCAGACCAUGUUAGAUCUGCUGUUCCAGCUUCUCGGGCGAGCCAAGAAGCAGGAAUUGCGCGAUGGCGAACGCCGAGUGCGUGAUGCCGCCGUUGACGUUUUCACAGAGAUUAUCGGCAAGAAAAUGAAGCCGAGUGAUAAAAUUGAGAUGAUCGACUAUUUGAAACUCAACCUCAUCGUGACCGAGCUCUCCAACAGCCCACCACUGCACCAGAACAGAUCCACCUCCGAGUACGAUACCGACCUUGCGGAAACCGUGGCGAAGCUCGUCAACAUUACUGUUUUGGACAUUGUUCGAGUAUUAGAGUCCGAUGCCGGUCCCGUCAAGGAAAAGGCAGACAACCUUCUGCAGGAAUUUGUGCCCCACAUGCUUCGCUACUUCUCAGAUGAAUAUGACGAAGUUUGCUCGACUGUCAUUCCCUGCGUUAACGAUAUGCUCACCUACAUCCGCAAGCUUAACAAGUCCAACCCAUCUUACGAGGCUAGAAAUGCCGAGCUCCUCCGUGGCUUUUUGACAGCCAUCAUUGCAAAGACCCGCUACGACGAGACCUCGGACUGGGGCAGCGAAGAUGACCAAACAGACGAAGCGGAAUUCCAAGAGCUGCGCAAGAGGUUGGGUGUGCUGCAGCAUAUUAUCGCAACGGCGCACGAGGAGCUAUAUAUCACCGUCAUUGCGCAGUCUGUGGAAAACACAUUUGCCAGCCUGCGUGCUACUCAAGGCCAGAUCGAUUGGCGUGAUCUGGAACUUGCCCUCCACGAGAUGUUCGCAUUCGGUGAUCUGGCCGUCAAGGGCGGUGGUAUCUAUCAGAAGAAUGCGCCCACUGGGCCAGCUGCGCUCAAGCUAAUCGACAUGGUGCUUCGCAUGGUUGAGUGUGAUAUCCAAUUCUUUACACACCCUGCCACCCAGCUCCAGUACAUGGAAAUCUGCGUUCGCUACAGUUCUGUUCUCCAGCAUCAUCAGCAUCUCAUCCCUGUUGUCCUCGAAGCCUUCCUUAAACUCGUGCACCAUCCCAACCGUAAGGUGAAGACGCGUUCUUGGUACCUUUUCCACCGACUUGUGAAGCAGCUACGGACUUUUAUCGGCAACGUGGCACAGACAGUUGUCGAGGCUUUGCUCAAGCUGUUGGUCAUCAAAGCGGAAAUUCCCUCGGAGAACGACGAGGGCGAUGAGAUGUCAUCCGAAGACCACGAAAGCUCCGCCGACGCGGUAUUCAACAGCCAACUAUACCUUUUCGAGGCAGUUGGUGUCAUCUGCUCAACCCAAGGCGUCCCUGCAGACAAGCAGGUCCUCUAUGCGCAGGCCGUGCUUCAGCCAAUUUUCACCGACAUGGAGCAAACCAUUGCGAUCGCCAAGAACAAUGACGAGCGCGCACUUCUCCAGAUCCAUCACGACAUCAUGGCCCUGGGUACUCUCGCCCGUGGCUUCUCCGACUGGACCCCCGGUUCUCACACACCCACCCAAAUGCCCGCCCCCGAGGUCUCAGAGGCUUUCUCCCAAGUAGCCGAAGCAACAUUGGUCGCUCUGGAAUCUCUCAAGGCCUCAUUUAACGUCCGGACUGCCGCUCGCUUCGCAUUUUCACGUUUCAUUGGCGUCCAAGGCGCGCGCAUUCUGCCCCAGUUGCCCCGGUGGAUUGAUGGUCUCAUGACUGCGACCUCAUCACGCGAUGAAAUGGCCCUGUUCCUGCGUCUGCUGGACCAGGUGAUUUUCGGAUUCAAGGGUGAAAUCUAUAGCAUUCUGGAUACUCUCCUCACUCCAUUCUUGCAGCGCGUUUUCUCGGGAAUUGCGGAUCCCACAACGGGUACCGACGAUGAGAUCCAACUUGCAGAACUGAAGCGGGAGUAUCUCAAUUUCCUGCUCGCGGUUCUGAACAACGAUCUAGGCGCUGUCAUCAUCAGCGAGAGAAACCAAACCCUCUUCGAAACCGUCAUCACCACCCUCGAACAUUUCGCCAAGGACAUCGAUGACUACACCACUGCCAAAAUGGCAUUCUCUGUGCUCUGCAAGAUGGGUCUCUCAUGGGGUGGACCCGAUAUCACCGCUGCCAACGGCAACGGCUCGUCGACUCAGACUGCUCUUCCCGGCUUUGGAAAUUACAUGAUCUCCCGAUUCUCGCCUUUGUGCUGGGCGCUUCCCGCGAAUCCAUCUUUCAAUUCGAAAGAUGCUCAGGCUAAGCAGGUCCUCGCUGAGGCGGGUAGUUUGCAGCGAACCAUUUACUCCAAGACGGGCGGGGAAUAUACCGAUUAUCUGCGGAACAAUGAGUUGCCUGGUAUGGGUAUGGGUGGUGAUCUUAUUGAAGAGUUCUUGACGGCUUUGAGCCAGUUAGACGUUAAGGGAUUCAGGCAGUUCUUCCCGUCUUUCAUCCAACGUCUCAGCGCAUAG